Molecule: messenger RNA, 1050 nt
Organism: Gongylonema pulchrum
Lineage: Eukaryota; Metazoa; Nematoda; Chromadorea; Rhabditida; Gongylonematidae
Source: the annotation of a GenBank genome assembly
AUGCUCGCAUCGCAGCUGUUUCAUUCUAUAAAUGAUAUCCGUUCUCUGGUCAACAUGCACGUUAACGCAGAGCAUUGGAAUGACGCUUUUGCAAUUGCAUCGAGGUACCCAAAAUACACAGAAGAGGUUUAUUUGCCCUACGCUCGCUGGCUGGCUGAAAGCGAUCGUUUUGAUGAGGCCCAGAAAGCGUACCAUUUGGCUGGACACGAUGUUGAAGCGCUAUGGGUGCUAGAGCAACUUACUGAAAAUGCUAUUAGAGAAAAUCGUUUUCUGGAUGCGGGUUAUUAUCACUGGAUGCUGAGUAUCCAGUAUUUGGAGCGGAGUUCAACAAAUCCCCAAUUUUUGGAGAAAUUUUCGGAGUGCAGUAAGAAAGCAGAUUGCUACUAUGCAUUUGAUGUUAUCCAUAAGUAUCUGGCCGAGCCUUUCACGAGCUCUCCUGCUGAAGCAUUGGUCAAUAUCGCUCGUUAUUUGGCGUUUCAGGAAGAAAUUUACAAAAUAUCACGAGUGAGUAUACUGUACACACUGCUGAAGCAAGGACAAACGUUGGGUGCAUAUAAAUUAGCUCGAUACUCACUGGAACAACUAAGUCAUUUGAAUGUUCCACUACGUUUUGAAAAGCUCAUUGAAUCUGCUGCACUGAUGAUUAGAUCGAAGCCGUUCACUGAUGCAGAUGACUUAUUGCCGAUGUGCUACAGAUGUGGAAUGUCGAAUCCGCUUGUUGGUGGCAAUGAAUGCAUACAUUGCAAAACACCAUUCAUUUUAUCGUUCAUGAAUCUAAAAACUGGAAAGAUUGUGGCGAACCGUGAAACGUUGUUAAAUUUGGAUAGGCGGCAAGUGAUAGUGGCCGAAUGGCCACCACCUCUUUUUACUCGUUUUUAUUACAAUAUCAUACCGGAAAUAUCAAUAUCACAGUGCAGUUCGUGUCAUCACAUGUUUCAUGCAGAUGAUUUCGAGAUGGCUUGCCUCAAAACCGGUGCUUGCCCAUUUUGUCAUGUGGUGCAGCAGAAGAGGACAGAUUUCGACAUCAACGAUGAGGGCGACCUAGAAUGA